Molecule: messenger RNA, 774 nt
Organism: Brenthis ino (lesser marbled fritillary)
Lineage: Eukaryota; Metazoa; Arthropoda; Insecta; Lepidoptera; Nymphalidae
Source: the annotation of a GenBank genome assembly
AUGACCGAAACGGACAAUGAAGAUAAUAUUGAAGAGGAAGAGGGCACGGAGCUCGAGCUAGAGGCGCUCUACAGAAGAUAUUGCGUGCGCCUCAAACAUGCGUUGUUUGUGUCGGCACUGUGUGUCACCUUACUAUGUUGCCUAAUACUUCUAUGUGCAGUUUGUGUGCUACAUGCCCAAACAAUAUCAUCACAAGUGACAGCGAUAUCAGUACUGUCAGUGAUAAUAUUCGUGUUGAUGAUCGUUCUGGCGAUGGCGUUGUUACCGGCGGCGGCAGAGUGGGAAGCGCUCGCGUUGACAGGCUCUAUACUUGUCACUAUAUGCCUUGGUACUGGCACAUUAAUGGCUACGCAUCACGCACCUUUGCCGCUAUUUGCUCUUAUAUUGAUGGUGCAUACAAUGAUGCCGAUAGCGCGUUCUAUUUCGCUGGGUAUGGCAGCGUCCCUGACGCUAGGUUACAUAGGACUGGCGUUAGGCUUGGGCGCACAAGAUCAAGAGAGACAGUUUUAUCAACAGUUAACGUGUGAACUGGCUCUCUUAUUCUCUGCGAGUGGCAUCGGUCUCUACUAUAGAGCUCUAACUGAACGUGCUCAUAGAAACACUUUUGCGGGUACAAGAACUUGUUUAGAACAACGUGUGAAGCUUGAAUGUGAAAGAGAACAACAAGAAAGUCUCCUUCUAUCAGUGAUACCUGCUUACAUCGCUGCUGAGGUUAAUAGAAAACAACAUGUUCUGGUGACAGGUGAUGUGGUUUUCCUGGUUCUUCUGGUGAUC